Molecule: messenger RNA, 2966 nt
Organism: Aspergillus wentii DTO 134E9
Lineage: Eukaryota; Fungi; Ascomycota; Eurotiomycetes; Eurotiales; Aspergillaceae
Exons: 2
Coding region: 499-2712 (737 amino acids)
Molecular function (GO): lipid binding
Source: RefSeq, a predicted model, not a curated record
UUACCCGAUCCUCACACUAGCGGUUUACCGCCUGGAGACAGCUCUCCCCAGAUUCCGACUUGCAUCGAUCGAAGCUUGACUCUUGCUGAUCCUUCCCUCUUGCUGUUUAGUGAUCUAAUUCUAUUACAAUAUUGCAUUGCGUGCAUGUCGAGACCCAAUAUUUUUUUUAAUAUUUAUUAAUUCUUUAGGACACCACUGCAACAUCUACUUCAAUUGUUGUGGCUGUUUCCUCGAAUUGGUUUCUUGGUCAUACCGCACCGAUUGGCUGUCGUCAUCAUGCCGUACAGCUUGCAGAAAACAGGAUGGAAUGGGCAGCCUCACUUCCCUCCCACUUCUCCUCCUUUCCCCCCUUUUUUUCCUCAUCACUGACGUGCAAUCAUCUAUUUUCGCAUCGGACAAAGGGUAGAUACAUCCAAACUUUGAGCUGUCUCGCCUCAUCCCUCUUUUCAACCGCUUUUUCCGUGUCUGACAAGUGACGACAUCGUCUGUCGGAUCACCAUGCCGCAAGGAGAGACGGAGCCCCUCCUCCCUCGCUAUGAGCACGACACGGUUCUCCAACGUCGUCUACAUCAGAAAUUGCAUACCUAUCAGAUGCUACGGGCCCUCUCAGAGGGUUACAUGCCAUCCACCGACCAAGUCAUCUCCAAUCUACGCACCUUGCUGGCCUCGGAUGUUCUGAACCAACGCAACCAAGACUAUGGCACCGUGUCUCGCCAACUCGUUCGAGACACUCGCGCUUUGAUACAGGCGUCCAUUGACUUUCUGCGGGAAAAGAACAGUGACGACAAGUUGCAGGAAUUCCUGUGGCAUCUCUCCCUUUCCACUACAUCGGUAGACACCUCCCGUGUCUCCCAACAAGCCUCCCUGGCGAAGUCCAGGGCGGAUACUAGAGCUGCCUAUGAUAGUCUUCGCACCGUUGGGAGCCUGUUCCUCUCCAAUGCCGACUUCCGUCUCUUCGUCGAUGAUCUGACCACAGUCGGCCGUCAGAUAUUCUCCGACACCGCCUUUUCUCUGUCUACUACUGCUCAGCAGGCCGGUGAACAGCUCAAACCAUCAGAGGGUGAGGUCGAAGCCCUCCAGGGUGCUGGAGCGGACAGGGAUCGUUCUGCAUCAAACGAGGAUCUUCACCGAGAGGCAUCUGAAGUUGCUGGAAUUGCGGGAAGUGGAGUUGCUCGCACCAGUCGAGAUGCCAUCGAUAGUGCCAAGGGACAUCUUUCGGGGAAGGAAAGGGAGACUUUGUUCUACCGGUUGAAACAAGCCGUCCUGAACCUUAAAGAACGUUCAGAUUAUUCGAAUGCCGUCGAAACAAUAUCGCAAUUGAUCCAGCGCUAUGCAAAAAUCUAUGCCCACAUAGGUGACGGAAUUACCGCAGAGGCAGAAGAAGCCGUCGACACAGAUGGAGACCUCAAACAAGCGGUGCAGCAAUUCUGGGCCCUGCUCCAAUCUCUUGGAGAUGCCGAGGAGUGGAAGAAGCUGGAACAGAAAUUCCACGAAGUCUUGACCCAUGCGGAUAAAGACCCCGAGUUUGAAAAACUGGCAUCGGAAAUCGGUGCCUCGGUCCAAGAGAUGCUCACCAAUCCCGAAUCUCUCGAUUCCGCUUCAGAGAAAGUCGAUAAACUCAAAGAAAAGUCCAAGCAAGUGGGCGCCGAGUCUAAUCUACGUCAGGAUGUGGAUGACUUUCUGGCACAGGCCAAACGGGCAUUGCAAACGGUGUCUGAAGAUGCUGCAGUGUCUAACCUGACCAAUGCCACCGAGAAACUCUACAAUGAUUUGGUGAGCGGAUUCUCUAACCGAAGGAGUGACCUCGUCUCGGAAAUGACGAACAUUUUCCUUCCUACCCUUCUUCGUAAUAUCCAGUACGUGCCCAUUCCACGUUUGGAAAUCUCGGCACCAAAGAUGGAUCUACUGCUGGAAACCCUGAUCCUCGAACCUGGACACACGGUCAAUUUCUCGUCAUUUUUACCAUACCAGAUGCACAUCACAACGAAAAAUGACAUUGAUGUUCUGAAAAAGCAUUCCAAAAGAGUCGCAACGGAUAUCAAGACUACUUUCACAGCCACGAUCUUUGGACUAAAUGUCAGUUCCGAAGAGUUCGGAUAUUGGAUCCGAACCCAAGCGGGUCCCUUUUUCCGCUUCACAGACGAGGGAACUGCCAGCUUCUACCUCGAUCGUCGGGGAAUUGACAUCUCCUUAGACGUAGAGGUGGGUCGACAGAAUUUGGAACAGGUCUUUUCGCUUCGCGGCGUCCGCGUCCGCAUCCACAAGCUCAACUAUAAAAUCCAUCGUAGCAAGUGGCGGUUCCUCUUGUGGCUGACCAAGCCUUUCCUGAAACAUCGACUUCGCCGCGUGUUGGAAAAACACAUUGCAGAGAAUAUCGUCCGUGCUGCGCAUGUGUUGAAUCGGGAACUAGUGUUUGCCCGGGAGCGCCUUCGCGCUGCACGCAUUGCUAAUCCCCAGGAUCUGGCAAGUUUCGUGCGUGCCAUUCUGGCUCGCAUGCAGCCUUUCCAGGACAGCGAUGUCGAGGCAGGUAUUGGAGAGAAUGUGGCGGGUCAUGGCGUCUUCAAGGGUGUCUAUACCCCCGGGAGUAUCGUCAAAGUAUGGCACGAAGAGGCCACGCGCGCGGAAGAAGCAAUUGAAGAGGGUGAUGAGAGUCACGGAUUGCGCAAGACUUGGCGUAAUGAUAUUUUUGAUAUCGUGGGGGUUCGAAGAUAAUAAUCUGAUGGGAUAUGGGAUGAUCGUUACGACUAAUUAUGGGGUUUAAUGGGCACGACUAGGCAGUAAUGAUUUUAUUUAUAUCCGUAAGGGCUCCCAAUUAUUUCGAUUUCAACCAAUCAAUUCAAUGAGACAUGAUGGUUGUCUUGGAUCUUCCAAAUUGUUCUUAUCUCCGAUCACUGUAGGUCACGUGUGUCGGAGCAACCAUUAUCCUCUCCGUUGGGGCCACCUAAUCGACAGCUACUCCGAUAUUG